Molecule: messenger RNA, 720 nt
Organism: Nicotiana tabacum (common tobacco)
Lineage: Eukaryota; Viridiplantae; Streptophyta; Magnoliopsida; Solanales; Solanaceae
Cellular component (GO): oligosaccharyltransferase complex
Source: RefSeq, a predicted model, not a curated record
CGUUUAUGCUCGCUCUCAAACGCCAUUUAAAUCUAUAUUAUAAAUUCCGUUCUCAGUACCAAGGAGAGAAAUACAAAGACUUGGGAGUUCGGAGUAAUCUACAGACGAGUACGGCCGAGAAGAUCUGACUCCAUAUUAUAGGUUUUUGAAAUGGCUCAAUCAGCAAAACCUAUCUCGAGCCCAGUCCCUGAGUCGUUGUACCCAACUCUAGCCGUGUUCAUGCUCGCUAUUGGUCUUGUCGUAACGGCUUCUUUCCUCAUCUAUGAAGCUACUUCUUCAAGGAAGAAUCGCAGCCUUGCAAAAGAGCUCACGAGUGGGGCAGUAGCAUCUGUUUUCUUGGGUUUUGGAUCAUUGUUCUUGCUGCUUGCGUCAGGCGUGUAUGUUUGAUUUACAGACAUGGAUAGAAACGAGAUUUUGUAUUCAGCUUCAAAAUGAAUGCCAUUUUGACUGUUGUAGAACUUUAUGACAAAAUCCUUAGAACGGAUCGUCACCUCCUAGAACGGAUCGUCACCUCCUUGAGUAGCCUGAGAGUUCAGGAACUGAAUGACAAUCAGGACUUCUGUUUUCUUUUUUUUUUCCUUUUCCUGUAAGGGAUCUACUGUGUUUUCUCUUUUAUGCCAAUUUUGAGGUUUCCAAAUGUUUUAGUUCACUGCUUAUAAAAUUAAGAUAAUGCAUUUCAUGGAGGUAAGAGGGAAAAAAAAACGAUUACUUCGUUCUUAA